Molecule: messenger RNA, 577 nt
Organism: Bursaphelenchus okinawaensis
Lineage: Eukaryota; Metazoa; Nematoda; Chromadorea; Rhabditida; Aphelenchoididae
Source: the annotation of a GenBank genome assembly
AUGGUAGUGUUUCUAUUCUUACUGGUACUUUCAUUAACAUUCGAUUGUUGGUGGACUAUUGGUAGGUUUUUAGUAUGUUAUAUUAGGGUUUUAAUAGAGUAACUUUUAGGUAUAAUUAUCGUUGGGCUAGGUUAGGACUUGGAAUAAGGCUUUGGGAUAGGGCUCUGGGCUAGAGCUCUGGGAUAGGGCUUUGCGAUAUGGGUCUGGGGUAGGGCUCUAGGCUAGGGCUCUGGGCUGCGGCUCUGGGCUACGGCUUUGGGCUAGGGCUCUGGGCUAGGGCUCUGGGCUAGGGCUCUGGGCUAGGGCUCUGGGCUAGGGUUCUGGGCUAUCGUUCUGGAUUAGGGCUCUGCGGUAGGGCAGAGUAGACGUAUCGUUCUAAUUUUUACAUUACUAUAUAUUAUACAUUUUACAAUUAUUUCUAGGCAAAUUCUUCAACAUAGAAGAAGAUACCCAGGACUUGAUUGCCGUUGAUGCUGAAAAUGACAGUCGUUUCAAGCGGCCAUGGAUGAUACGUCUACAAAAUGGCAAAGUUCAUACUGUCAAACCGAGUACGGCAGCAGACUUGGAAAUGGUCUAA